Molecule: messenger RNA, 1267 nt
Organism: Phoenix dactylifera (date palm)
Lineage: Eukaryota; Viridiplantae; Streptophyta; Magnoliopsida; Arecales; Arecaceae
Product: GDSL esterase/lipase At2g04570-like
Molecular function (GO): hydrolase activity, acting on ester bonds
Source: RefSeq, a predicted model, not a curated record
UUCUUCUUCCUGCUCUUUUUAUUUUCCACGUAGAGAGAGGGGAUGGAAAACCUCCUACUGCUACUCCCAUUGAUGAUGUUAUGGUUCCCACCACCCAAGACUGCCGCCAUCGCUGAAGUGCCGGCGAUCAUAGUGUUCGGUGACUCCACGGUCGACUCGGGGAACAACAACCGGAUCCCGACACUUGUCAGGAGCAACUUCAGACCCUAUGGGCGCGAUUUCAUGGGUGGGAAGCCCACCGGGCGGUUCAGCAAUGGCCGGCUGGCGACCGACUUCUACUCGGAGUUUUACGGCCUCGGUCCCUUCGUGCCGGCUUAUCUUGAUCCCCUGUAUGGGAUAGAGGAUUUUGCCACCAGGGUCUGCUUUGCGUCUGCUGGCUCCGGCCUGGACGUUGCUACGUCCAACAUUCAAUCUGUGAUACCCUUGUGGAUGCAAGUCCGGUACUACAAAGAGUAUCAAACCAGACUGAUAAGGUAUCUCGGAGAGGAGAAGGCCGAGCAUACGUUGAGGGAGGCCGCGUAUGUCAUCAGCAUCGGAACUAAUGAUUUUAUCGAGAAUUACUUUGCCAACGCUUCGGAACGAAAGAAGCAAUUCACGAUCGGUGGGUAUGUGGACUUCCUCACGGGUCUUGCCCGUGACUUCAUCAAAGAACUCUACGCCUUGGGGGCCCGAAAGAUCGGCUUCACAGGACUGGGUCCGAUAGGUUGCGUGCCUUUGGAGCGAAGCAUGAACUCUGUGACCCGCGGUUCAUGCGUGGAAGAGUACAAUAAGGCGGCAAGAGACUUCAAUGCAAAGUUGCAAACCACGAUUGAUGAGUUGUGUGCUGCUCUGCCGGGCAUCCAAUUGAAAUUAGCCCCUCUCUAUGACUUCUUUCUUUACGUCGUCCAAAAUCGAGUUAUCUAUGGGUUUGAGAAUGUUGAGUUCGGAUGCUGUGCCACUGGAACGUUCGAGGUGGGACACACAUGCAACCAAUGGAGCCCAUUCACGUGUCCAGAUGCACGCAAAUAUGCAUUCUGGGACGCCGUCCACCCAACUGAGAAGAUGAGCCAGAUCAUUGCCGAGCACCUGAUCAACACCACAUUCGCACAAUUCAAGUGAACUAAAAAAUAACUACUUUUCAAGAAAUUUACCCAUGAAGAACGUGGAGUCUUUUUCUGUUUUCUUUUGUUCAUCUUUUCCUUUUUCUUUCUUGAGAUUCAUAUUCAAUUGGCUUCAUAUAUGUUUAAUGAUUAUGUCACAUGUAAGUUUCUGUACUUGAAGCCUGCAA